Molecule: messenger RNA, 850 nt
Organism: Lontra canadensis (Northern American river otter)
Lineage: Eukaryota; Metazoa; Chordata; Mammalia; Carnivora; Mustelidae
Exons: 12
Coding region: 113-721 (202 amino acids)
Source: RefSeq, a predicted model, not a curated record
GGUGACCCUGGUCCCCCAGGGGCUCCAGGGAAGGAUGGACCUGCUGGUCUGAGGGGUUUCCCAGGAGAGAGAGGCCUCCCUGGCACUGCUGGUGGAUCCGGCUUGAAGGGAAAUGAAGGUCCGGCGGGUCCCCCUGGCCCUGCAGGCUCCCCUGGGGAGCGAGGUGCAGCAGGAUCGGGGGGACCCAUUGGCCCCCCAGGGCGCCCAGGCCCACAGGGUCCCCCUGGAGCUGCAGGAGAGAAAGGUGUCCCGGGUGAGAAGGGCCCCAUUGGUCCAACUGGUCGAGAUGGGGUGCAGGGUCCUGUGGGGCUUCCCGGUCCUGCUGGACCCCCUGGUGUGGCAGGAGAGGAUGGAGACAAGGGUGAGGUGGGAGACCCUGGACAGAAGGGCACUAAAGGGAACAAGGGUGAACAUGGCCCUCCUGGACCCCCUGGACCCCUUGGUCCUGUGGGGCAGCCUGGAGCCGCGGGAGCAGAUGGGGAGCCCGGAGCUCGGGGACCCCAGGGACACUUUGGAGCCAAAGGUGAUGAAGGAACGAGAGGAUUCAAUGGGCCCCCGGGACCCAUUGGCCUACAGGGUUUGCCAGGCCCCUCGGGUGAGAAGGGAGAAACAGGAGAUGUGGGCCCUAUGGGACCACCCGGCCCCCCAGGACCUCGAGGCCCAGCUGGACCCAAUGGAGCUGAUGGUCCACAAGGUCCCCCGGGAGGUGUUGGGAACCUAGGUCCCCCUGGAGAGAAGGGGGAGCCGGGAGAGUCAGGCUCUCCAGGGGUCCAGGGUGAGCCCGGUGUCAAGGGCCCACGCGGGGAGCGUGGAGAGAAAGGAGAGUCGGGGCAACCAGGAGAGGCAGGAC